This is a messenger RNA of Bursaphelenchus okinawaensis, 1148 nucleotides long. The record is from the annotation of a GenBank genome assembly. Lineage: Eukaryota; Metazoa; Nematoda; Chromadorea; Rhabditida; Aphelenchoididae.
AUGAGCUCUAUUGGUACCGGAUACGAUCUUGCCGCAUCCACUUUUUCUCCUGAUGGUCGUAUCUUCCAAGUUGAAUAUGCUCAGAAGGCUGUGGACAACUACGGGACCGUAGUGGCGAUUCGUGGAAAGGAGGGUGUUGUUACAGCUGUGGAUAAGGUGGUACACUCAAAAUUGGAGAUUCAGGCAAGUGUUAAGUUUUGUAUUUUAUUGUCUUAGAAUUCCAACCCUCGAGUUUCGAAUGUCAACGAUUAUAUUGGAUGUACUGCUGCCGGAGUUUAUCCUGAUUGUCGCAGUUUGCUGGACUAUGUGCAAGACGAGGCUGUGAAAUACUUGAAGGAGUACCGAGAACCUAUUUCUGUGAAGAAACUGGCCAACACGGUAUGGUUUACACAUGUUUCUUUAUGUUUUAGGUAAUAACAUGGAUUUUUAUAGGUAGAAAAGAAAUGUUUGAAAAAAUAGAUAGGAGUACGUUGAAAAGUGUAUCUUUUAAUUUGCAACGAUUUUUAAACGUUUUUCUAUGUGAUAAAUUAAAAAACAAAGGGUUUUAAGUACACCAUGCUUUUUCAGUUAGCCGAAUACGUUCAUAUCUUUACCUUGGGUAUUUCUCGCCCGUUUGGAUCGUCAAUCUUCUUGACUUCGUACGAUCCAAAGAAGGAGAAGCCUCAGAUCUACUUGAUCGAACCUUCUGGACUUGUUUAUGAAUAUAAAGCUUGGGCUGUUGGAAAACAUCGUCAAGCUGCCAAAACAGAAAUCGAAAAGCUCAAGUUGGAGAACCUGAGCAUGCAGGAUUUGGUCAGAGAAGCCGUCAGAAUUUUGCUCACCGUGCGAGAUGAAUCCAAAGACAAGAAUCUUCGAAUUGAAAUGGGAUGGGUCGGAAAGCACAACAAUGGCAAGCAUGAGGUAAGGGUUGGUGUUUCCCUCUUACAAAGUAUUGUAAAUUAAAAAUUUGGUUUUGAAACUUCUUUCUUUGGCUUUUAAGCUGUUUAACAUGACGUUUUAUAAUUUAUGUGAGAGUUAUAGCUUUUCUGUGGCCUUAUUUUAAUUAAAUACCUUAAAGAUAUUGUUUUCAGCAAAUCCCAGAACAAGUUGUGCUCGAAGCUGAAAGAUGGGCAAAGAGCAAGUUAGAAGAGGAGGAUAUGGAGGAAUAA